AUGACCGACACUACUACAAUUCGCAUUAGCGCCCCUUCAUUGGGAGCCGAACUUGUCGGCGCCCUCGACAAUGACACCAAUAUCGCACUUUUCCGUGGAAUUCCUUAUGCAGAUGUCUCCAAACGUUGGACGCAUAGUGUGACUAAGCACAACUUGGAAGGGGAGACAUUCGAUGCGACACAGUUCGGUCCUCGCUGUAAUCAGGGAAAUGGCAUGGUCCUAGUCACAGGAGGGACCAAUGACCCCACCCCCGGCGAUGAUGAGUUUAAAUGUCUGAACCUCAAUGUUGCUGUUCCGAAUGAGACGCUCGGAAAAGCCGGAUCAUCCCUGCCCGUUAUGGUAUGGAUUCAUGGAGGAGGUUUUGCCUAUGGAGCAAACUCCGUCGCCCGUUAUCGUCCUCAGAGCUUUAUGGUCAACGCCCGGAAAUCGAAUACCCCCAUUAUCCUAGUCCAAAUGAAUUACCGCCUUGGCGCCCUCGGCUUUUCCGCCUCAACAGAUUUGGCCACAGAGGUUGAUGACAGCAGCAAGGAAGCACUAGGAAACUUUGGUCUCAUCGACCAGCGUAAUGCCUUGGAGUGGGUGAACCAACACAUCGCCGACUUUGGCGGAAACCCAAACAACAUCACCGUCUUCGGCGUCAGUGCCGGUAGUGCCAGUAUUCACGCUCACCUGCUUGCCAAACAUGAGUUGUUCGAUCGUGCAAUCCUCAUGUCCGGUGCGGCCCCAACUCUUUUCCCAGUCCGCAUGGAGCUCUUCGAGGAGCAGUGGAAGCAACUUUGUAACCGGGCGGGUGCUGUCGGAUCCACGCCUAGUGCCCGACUGGAACAUCUUCGCAGUCUGGAUAUUAAUGAUAUCCUCAAGCACGCCGGUCGCGCCGUGAUGGGCCCAGCCGGUGAUGGGAAACUCAUUCCCCAGACCUGGACAUUCGAUGAUAAUGUUUCCAAUGCCCGUUGCAAGUCUAUUAUCCUCGGCGAUACUAACAUCGAGGCACUCAUUUUCGACGGCAUGCUAGGAAGAUUGACACAAGAUAAGCUCCACCAGGCCGUCACACGGGCAUUCUCUGAGACCAAGGCAAAGGAACUCUGUCACCACUUUGGCUUUAAGCAGGAUCAGUCCGCCGACGACUUCCGGAAGGCCUUCCGUCUCAUGCUGGGGACUGUUCUGUUCCAGUACCCUAAUAUCGCUAUUGCCGAGGCAUCUCGCAAAUCUGAGUCAUGGAAGAAUAACGUGUUCUUGUACCAUUGGGAAGAGCCGUCACCUUUCCCGGGUGCUACACAAGGAUUGUCUUAUCAUGGUCUUUGCGCUCUUCUGUUGCAUCUGAAUGAACUGGACUCUUGCCCUCAGGCUACACGUGAUGUCUCGGUGGAAGCUGCUCGUGUUUGGGCAUCUUUUGCUCAUGGUCAGCAACCAUGGGACGCGUACUCGACUGGUGGUCAGUUCAUGCGCUUUGGACCAGAAGGAAAGUCGGGCAUUUCUUCAUUUGCGGAGGAUCAUACACGAGUAUACGGCUUCCUUGAGUGGCUGGGGGAGAACUUUGAUGAUGUGAAGCGGUUCAUUCGGGAAGACUUGAUGUAUAAUCUGGAAAACGGCACAUUAUAA
This is a messenger RNA of Penicillium verhagenii, 1599 nucleotides long. RefSeq lists its product as uncharacterized. The transcript is spliced from 2 exons. The coding region runs from base 1 to 1599 and encodes 532 amino acids. The record is from RefSeq and is a predicted model, not a curated record. NCBI's taxonomy places the organism in Eukaryota, Fungi, Ascomycota, Eurotiomycetes, Eurotiales, Aspergillaceae.